AUGCUUGUGGCAAACGAAAGAGGACUGGAAAAAUAUCUUGUUGCAACAAGAUUACGAGAGUAUGAUAUCCCGAGGCAAACUUGGAAGAUAUUGGACGUUAUUCUCAAUUCUUCUGACCUACAUUGGUAUUUUUAUGAACCAAUUUUUGACGAGCAGAAAUCACCAGCUUACGAAAUUGUUUUUUUCAAUCACGUUCUUUCUGCAUACAUUAUUUACACCAUCUCUGCGACUGUAUUUGCUUUGACAAUAUACUUUAUUCUACAUGCUUGUGGCCAGCUUGAGAUUCUCAUAAGAAAAAUGAGAGAUAUCGAGACGAUGAACUUGGACGUUGGGAAUGCUGACGAACUCAUCCUCGAGGCAAUUUUGCAUCAAGCAAAAACCAGAAGCUUCAUAAAAAAAGUAGCAGAGAUCGUACAGUACAUGUGUUUAGCAGAAGUAGCGGGCUGCGUAUUCUGUAUUUGCAUCUCCCUUCACUCUCUGGCUAUGGAAAUUAAUAGUAUGGUAUCUAUAGCAACGCAUACAAUAAUCAUGGUAACAUUCACAUACAACCUUUUCAUUCUUUGUUAUAUCGGAGAACUUCUAGCCGACCAGAAUUUGAAAGUCAAUCUAAUGUCAAGAACGUUGGAUUGGCAUAAUCUUCCCCUUAAAUCUGUUCGAAAUUUGCUACUGGUAAUACUUGCGUCAAAUGAUGCUCCAAAGUUGGUAGCAGGCAAGGUGAUGGAUUUAACAUUGAGUAAUUUUACUUCGGUGUUCAAAUCAGCAGUCGGAUAUUUUAAUAUUCUUCGUAGCUCUACUUUGCAGUAGCAUUGAGUUUUAAUCUAGUAAAAAUUCUAUAAGAUACAAUUAGAAACUGCGCAUACAAAUGUUACAAAAUAAACAAACUUAGUAAGAGAAAAAAAAUCGAUGA
Vespula pensylvanica (western yellowjacket) is the source of this 907-nucleotide messenger RNA. RefSeq names its product odorant receptor 82a-like. Gene Ontology annotation, biological process: sensory perception of smell; detection of chemical stimulus involved in sensory perception of smell. Lineage: Eukaryota; Metazoa; Arthropoda; Insecta; Hymenoptera; Vespidae. Gene Ontology annotation, molecular function: odorant binding; olfactory receptor activity. The transcript is spliced from 6 exons. The coding region runs from base 1 to 804 and encodes 267 amino acids. Gene Ontology annotation, cellular component: plasma membrane. The record is from RefSeq and is a predicted model, not a curated record.